AUGACCAUCGACGACCACUCUCGUCCCAGCCGUGCCGACUAGACUUACCUCGGGAAGUGCAUCGUCGCGGCCAGUUCUGAUGGCGCCGCAUCUCAGCUUGCGAGUCCAUCGCCCGUGUGGCAGCUAGUGCCAUCGCCGAGAAGUGGCUAGCUGAGACCUACGGCAUCGAGAUCGUUGCCUUUGCCAUUUCAGUCGGCAACAGCAAGCUCUUCGAAUCCAUCGGAUGCCUCUCCCUCCGAUUCCGUCCUCCCCCCUCUCUGCGAGUCUCUCUCCCGCGCCCACGUCAGCGAUUUCCUCACCGUCCGAUCUUUAUAAGCCGACGACGCUGCCGCCGCCCGGCCCGCACUGCUGAGCUUCGCGAUGCCUACGACUCAAUCGGCAGAGCUGUCACAUACAUAUCCGUAAUGCCCGCGUCGGUCUGGGUGAGGCUGCCCCUGCCUACGCCAUACUGUCCAUCCCCGUUAAGGGUUUCGAGACUGGACUAG
Molecule: messenger RNA, 485 nt
Organism: Clonostachys solani
Lineage: Eukaryota; Fungi; Ascomycota; Sordariomycetes; Hypocreales; Bionectriaceae
Source: the annotation of a GenBank genome assembly